Racocetra persica is the source of this 285-nucleotide messenger RNA. The record is from the annotation of a GenBank genome assembly. Lineage: Eukaryota; Fungi; Glomeromycota; Glomeromycetes; Diversisporales; Gigasporaceae.
AUCGAAAAGCUUGAUAAUCCAGAUGAAUCUUUAACACUGUUUGCACCUAUAAAUUCAGUGUUCCAUAAUUCCACGAAUAAACCUAGUUAUGUGACUAGUUCAUCAGAGGAUCCUAUAAAAAAAAUACGUAACUUUGUGUUGGCACAUAUUGUUCCACAGUCAUUAAAACUUCAUAGUGGAGAUGAGCUUGAUACGUUACUUGAGGGGACAAAAAUCAGAGUGAAGGGAGCUGAUGGAAAUUUUAUAUUGAAUGAAAAAGCGAACACUAUAACGUCAGAAGAAGCA